Cheilinus undulatus (humphead wrasse) is the source of this 4441-nucleotide messenger RNA. Its product is annotated as platelet glycoprotein V. Bases 59 to 1969 code for a protein of 636 amino acids. The record is from RefSeq and is a predicted model, not a curated record. NCBI's taxonomy places the organism in Eukaryota, Metazoa, Chordata, Actinopteri, Labriformes, Labridae. Gene Ontology annotation, cellular component: extracellular matrix. Gene Ontology annotation, molecular function: protein binding. The transcript has 2 exons.
ACAAACAACCACAGAGAGGAAACCACAGCAGCACGAUCACACUGUCAUACUUACAACCAUGGAUUCUGACUUCAGAGGCACCUUGUUUCUGAUACUCGCCCUCUUCUUUCUGCCUCAGCUCAGCUGUAACAUAAACUGCCCUACUGGCUGCCACUGUGCAGGCGAGGUCAUUUGUAUUCAGAUAAAAAAAAUACCAAGGGAUCUUCCUCUGAACACAACCAAGCUGCAGCUUUUAUACACCACGAUGACUGUCCUGAACGAGCACAGUUUUACAGCCCUGCGCUUGCUGACACGCUUCGGUCUGACGAAAAGCCCUCUUCACACCAUCCAUCCCAGGGCCUUUCAAACCAUCCCAAAGCUUAGAUCUCUCAUGCUUACAUCCAAUAGCCUCUCUACUCUUCCUGAACUGGUUUUCAAUCCGCUGACUGAGCUGGAGCAGCUGUUUUUAGACGAGAAUCAACUGGAAACCCUAACCCCAGAGAUGUUCAGAGGUCUUGCUGCAUUGCAAGAAAUGAGCCUGAGCAACAACAAACUGAGAAAUCUGCGUUCAGAUAUUUUCGAUGGGUUGACCAGCCUCACAUAUCUAAACCUAGGCAGGAACCUCAUAAAGAAGCUUCCACCUACUAUAUUUCACAGUUUGAUCAAUCUUGGCAAGCUGUUUCUCUAUGGCAAUGAGUUGGAGGUGCUGGAAUCUGGCAUCUUUGAUAGACUUGUUGCCCUUGAGGAGCUGAAAAUACAACAAAAUCAGAUAAGCAGCCUUCCUCCUCAGGUAUUCUGGCCAUUGAGAAACCUGAAGGUCCUCUCCCUGUCCAAUAAUCAGCUUCAAACUGUCCCAAAAGAGAGCUUCUACUUUAUGCCAAUGCUGACAAAGUUUACCAUCUAUAACAACCCACUACUCUCUCUACCAGACCAACUAAUGGGUCACAUGCCUGACCUGAGAGCUUUUCAUCUGUAUGGAACAAACCUCACCACUGUUCCUGGAAACCUGUUUGCUAACAUGUCUGGACUCCAGAGUCUUUACUCUGGCACAAAUAUACAACUGAAAGACUUGCCUUCAGAGCUCUUCUGCUGCCUCCCUGAACUUAAAAAUCUCACACUGGAAUCCAACAACCUCCAUGACCUCCCCCCUAAUCUGUUCUCAAGACUAACUUCACUGCAAGUACUGCGUCUUCGUCAAAAUAAGCUGCAGAACGUUCCGGGGGACAUUUUUCAGGGCCUUGGAAAGCUUUCCAUAGUCGAUCUGAAGGAAAACAAGCUGAAGACUCUUCCAGGAGAUAUUUUCUUGUCAAAUGUAGCUUUGAGAGAGGUUCAUCUGAGUAACAACAUCUGGGACUGUACUUGUGGUAUCAGAAGAAUUGCAGAGUGGAUAAGAGAGAAUGAGCACAUGGUUCCUGACAAAGAUGAGACUCUAUGUCGUAGUCCGAUGGACAAAGUCAGUCGUACCCUCAGCUCUCUACGUGAGGAAGAGUUUGACUUUUGCGAUGCCACAACAGCCCUUUACUUAACAACAACUCCUGAAACUCAAACCACCACCUCCCUACCUGAUACUGAAGAGUCUCUCCCCACUACUAUGACUCCCGAGAUCAACAGUGGGCCUCGAACCACCACCUCCCUACCUGAUAUUGAAGAGUUUCUCCCGACUACUAUGACUCCAGAGAUCGACAGUGGGCCUCGAACCACCACCUCCCUGCCUGAAUUUAAGGACUCUCUCCCCACCACGAGUCCAAUAAUCGAUGACAGGUCUCCUCCUUUCUACGACAUGUUGGUGUUUGAGAAUGGGCCAGACUUUGUUCACCACAACUUUUACAGUGGCUGGGUGUAUGUGUGGUCUCUGCCCUCAGAGACAUCCCUGUAUGGGUUGCUCAUAUUUAGUCACAUCCUCCUUGUGUUUGCAGGCUUGAUCCUUAUCCUCGCUACCAUGUACAGUAUGUAUCGCCUGGACAAGAUCAUGAACAAGCUAAUGGCUUAGUAUGCAAAAGCUUACAAGUGACAAAAUAUGCUAUCAGUCCUGAUGCAGCAGAGACCAAGAUAAAGUAUCCUUAUCUGGGGCUGAAGCGUGUUUGGGAACUUUGUGAUUAUGGGGUUUCCUGUUGUUGUAAGUAGUAUAUCCAAGUGCUGCUUCUGGACAGUCACACUUGAAGUAUGAAGAAAAGUUAAAGAAGAAAAAAAGCUUUAAAAAAAAGGAGCUUAAAAUAGUUUGAAAUCUAGUUUUAUUACAUAAUACAGCUUUUUAACUUCAGAGCUACAGGUUGAUCAACUCUGGCAUUUUAUUUUAUUUGUUUUCUGUAAAUCUAUCAUUUUUUUAUGAUCAGAAAAAGGAGCAGAAAAGCCACAGGGGCUGUAAAAGAACAUAAUUACCACCCUAGAAUACCAAGAUGCCUAUUCAAAUGAGAUUACAAUUACCUGUUGAUCUCCAUAUGUACUGAAAUAUGUCAGGUAAUGUGCCCUGGAAUUUUUUUUUUUUUACUGCAGAUAACCAACAUGGUCGACUCACACAGGAUUAAAAAUAUAGACUUUACAAAUUACCAGAAGUCCCUAAAAAAUACCAGUCCUAUGUGAAUAGGGCAUGAUAAACAUUUCGUAAAUAAAACGGAGAAAAAGUUCAGAGGUCUGAACUGGGAUUCAAUUAUGUACCCACUGGUUUUAUAAAUCGAGAAGAGUUUAUGAGCAGUGGCUCAUUUUAGCUUUAUUAGCUUUUGCUAAAGCUAACAUUACUACACAAGCUAUGUUAUUAAUGUAACUGUAUAAGCCAAUGUAGCUAAGUUAGCUUUAUCAAUGUGAGCUUUAGCAAUUGUGCUAAAACUAAAGAAGCUAAGUAGAUAAUGUACCCACAUAGCUUACAUAGAUAUUUGUGAUCUUAGCUUCAGCUACGUUAGCUACUUAGUUCCAUAAUCUAUAGCCUGGUUAUCUUUAGCAAACAUAGCUAAAGCUAACAGAUAACAUAGAUAUGUAGCUGUUGUGUUCUUAGCUUUAGUUCUGUAAUCUACAUAACUCAGUUAUCUACGUAGCUUAUGCAGCUAAUGGGGCUACGUAAUAUUUCUGGAAUAUUUGUAUUUGUAAUCAGAUUUUGCUGGUCAGGUUUUUCACUUUUUACUUUUGGUAUCCUAAGUCUAAACAGAAGUUUGAUUUGAUUUCGAAUGUUUUAGUGCAUAUUUCUCUUCUGAGAUAUACAACGUCUUAGAUGAACAGUCUGUGAGUGUGGCUGUCAGGGACAAACCGUCUGCAGCCAGACUAUCUUAACAAAAAUAAACUUCUUUCCUCUGGGUUUUUCUAACAUUUGUGAAGGGAUAAGUAAUUUUUCUCUGGAUCCUGACUUAUAAUUUACAAUUCAGAGGUAUGCAAUUUAUACCUAUGCUGUGGUGGGGUAAAAAAACUGUCAACCCACUUAAUGAUUUAAAGAUUUACAUAGUUUAGCUCUGAGCUCUCAUUAUCAAUCAUGCACAGGAUUCUACACAACUAAUGUUAGUAAUAAACAAUUAAAUGUAUCCUGUCUCUCUUCAGCUGCCAUACCAGAACAAAGGCUAAAAGCCCCCAAAGUAAUCUUAGUAAGCUUGUUGUUUGGAUUUAAGAUGGGUCAUGUAUUUGCCCAAGAAAGCUUUAAAAGUCUAAAGUUAACUGUACUUUAUGAUAGAAAACAAAUAUUUGGUAACGAUUUAUUUUAGUGGGCCACAAGUAUCUAUUUUAUAUAAAUAAGUGGUCAUUUUCUAGUUAUUUCUAAAGAAUAAGGUGGCAGUGGCCUAGUAAUAAGUUGGUAUUUUACAUAGUAAUAAGUUGGAAAUAUAGUAUUACAAUUCAAUUACAUGGUAUUUUAACAUUACCCCAAACCCAUUGCCAAGAAAAUACCAUAUAAUUACCAGCGAAUUGCCACAAUAUUACAGGGGUUAGGGUAAGGCUUAGGGUUAGAAGGUCAGGGUUAGGUUAAAAUAUCACCUUAUUACCAGAAUAUUGCCACAAUAUGAGAGGGAAUUACUUGAUAAUUAAUACAUUAGUACUAGGUAAAGACUUCCUUAAUAUUAUCAAGCUUUUACUUGGUAAAAUGCCAAUUUAUCACUAGGCAAUUACCACCUUUUUCUUUAGAAAUGACUGGAUAAUUACACUUAUUACUACAAAAUUACUAGGUAAUUAUGGCCCACCAAAAUAAAGUACUAUCAAAUAUUGCAUGCAUAUUUCAUGCACUGGAAUAAUGUCAUGUAAUGUAAUGUAUUCAUCCUUUCUGUUAUUUUUCAUUAUCUGUUUUUAAUUUGAAAAAGUCUGUUACCCACUACCUUACCAUGGACAUUUAAUAUGUUCCCUUGUCCAAUUUAAAGGAUAAUCAUGCAUCUUUGAGAUCUGAGAAGAGCAGCGUUGUGCAGGCAAUUUUCUCUCCUUGUAAAAAUGUGACAAUUAUAAAAACUGUCAUGGGAAAACUAUGUUUUAGCUAUAAAUGUGCUUUUAACAUGAA